AUUUUUCUGGAAUUAGAGGGAUGGGGAAUCCCUUCACUCUCUAGUUCCCACAGAAGAGUGGCAGCCCUCUGCUCAGCCCCACCCCCUCUACCCUCAAGUGGCCCCAAAUCCUCUCUGAAAGGGUUCAGUUCAAGUAUCAGCACAGCAGCCUGGAAGACUUGGGAUAAGGCAGAGUAUGGAAGGCUUAGAUGAACUGUCCUGACUGCGGCAGGACCACAUCGCCCCACACAUAAAUUAGCUGGGACGUAACUACCCUAGAUUGUCCCAUUUGAGGUUAGAUCAACCCCAGACAUGAACUAAGACUCCUCAGAGCUCUUGGAUUAGUCACAGCAUUGAAGAGAAGAUUUCACGGAGGGAGCUACACCUGGCAGGGAGUCUGGAGUUUCUGGUUUGGAAGCUCAGGGAGGCGGGAGGCAGGGGAGGGGCCUCCAGUUAGUGGGAGGGCUGGUGACUGGAGCUGAGCCCCAGUCAGCUGUGCGGCCCAGGCCUGUGGAAGCCCAGACCGUCCAGGACAAAGGAUAUCAACAGUCUCCUGAAUUCACGCAAGGGGACACUCCACUUGGGUCACCUCCACUGCUGCUCACUGCGUUUGUCAUUCUGAGGUCUCUGCUUAUCCUACACCCCAAAGAUGGAGGUACUGCUGGGAGUAAAAAUUGGCUGCCUGCUUGCCCUUCUGGUUCUCACCCUGGGCUGUGGCCUCACUCCCAUCUGCUUCAAAUGGUUCCAGAUGGAUGCAGCUACAGGUCGUCACUACAGAGUUCUCAGCCUCCUGGGCUGCGUCUCUGCCGGGGUCUUUCUGGGAGCAGGGUUGAUGCAUAUGACUGCUGAAGCCCUGGAGGGCAUUGAAUCAGAAAUUGGGAAAUUCGUGGUGCAGAACAGUACAGGAAGUGAGGGAAAUUCUUCUCAUGAUGCCGCUUCCAGUUCCGUAAGUAUCUCUUAGCGCCUGUCUGGAGAGUGAAGAGAACCAGGGAC
This is a messenger RNA of Peromyscus maniculatus bairdii (prairie deer mouse), 972 nucleotides long. NCBI's taxonomy places the organism in Eukaryota, Metazoa, Chordata, Mammalia, Rodentia, Cricetidae. The record is from RefSeq and is a predicted model, not a curated record.